Molecule: messenger RNA, 2128 nt
Organism: Mytilus trossulus (common blue mussel)
Lineage: Eukaryota; Metazoa; Mollusca; Bivalvia; Mytilida; Mytilidae
Exons: 1
Coding region: 113-2128 (671 amino acids)
Molecular function (GO): zinc ion binding
Source: RefSeq, a predicted model, not a curated record
UCGUCAUAUACAUAUAUAACUGCAUAUCAGUAAAAGUAAACAUGUAAGUGUACGUAUCAACAAAAAAUUGCCCUGAUUUAAAUCAAACUUUACAUUGUAAGGAAUCACCAAUAUGGCCGAAAGAGUAGUGAGGAAUAUUGAAAAUGAUUAUUUAAUGUGCAGUGUGUGUUUGGGGCGGUAUGAAGAUCCUCGGCUUCUUCCGUGCGGACAUUCCUUUUGCAAAAGUUGUUUGUCGGAACAUAUUCUGCAGACUGUUACAGACAGAGACACCAUAUCAUUCAACUGUCCGAUUGAUCGAAGUCAGGUUCCUAAACCGAGAGGAAAUUUGAAUCCGAGAGAAUGGGGUAAACAAUUUCCACCGGAUACUUUCAUGAACAAUCUAAUACAAGCUGUAAAGAUUCACGAGGGGACGACGAGUGAGGGAGUCGACAGAGGAAUUAUCAUACCAAGUCGUCAGCAACACCCUAACAUCCCUGUCCAGGUACACGUGGAGGCACCCAUUAGUGACAAUGGAGUAUAUUGUGAAAAUCACAGUGGAAGACCAAUAGAGUUUUUUUGCUUAGCAUGCAAUAUAAUAGGAUGUUCAUUAUGCGCAGUUCGUGAGCAUCGAGGGCAAAGUUGCGAAUGCGUGACUAUCGAAGAAGCUAUUGUAAGAUUUCGCCCACGAAUAGACGCUUUGAGGAGACGAUUUCAGAGUCAAACACAACGAAUUCAAGACUUAGGUUCUGGUGAUAACGAUAAUGACAUUGAACUACAAAAUAGUAAAGAAUUAGCUUUGCGAUUAAUUGACGAAGUUGAAUCCGAGGUCGGGCAGUUUUACGAGAGAACUUUACAAGGUAUUGAAGACUUAAAACGACAGCUUUUUGAAUCCGGUCGUGUUCAAUUACAAGACAAUCAGGAAUUGCUAAUGGUAAUGCAAAACAUUGAAUCAACAAGAGAAGCGUUUGACAUAAUGUGUCACAACAGUACAGAUAUAGAGUUUUUGAACGAUUUGCCAAAAGUCGAAUCCCAAGCAGAUGAGUAUGAUAAUGCUAUCUUGUCUUCAAGUCGUUCAGUUUCAUCAAUGCAUGUUGAAUUUGUUCAGAAUCCCAAUUUCCUACAAUUUAUACGAAAUCCACCACCUAUUGGUUCAGUUUCAGUAUCGUCCCAAAAUAGUUUACCAGUUGGACGGAUGAACCAAACACGUAAUGGUAAUUUGAAUACAAAUCGAAGACAGGCAACUAAUCAUGCUAAUGUAAUAAACCGAACAAGACCAGUUUCUCGUCAAAUUCCAACAGCCGGUGUUCGGCCAACUCGAACUCCUCGUCCACAGAGAUAUAUGGGAUCGCGAGUUCAAAAAUCGCAUGAGAUCAUAAAUGUAAAAGACCGCGGAGAAGACACCAUUAGUUGGCAGCUAACUGGUGUUGUUUUCGUCGAUAAUUCUAUCGUUGUCAUUGAUUCUCAUAACCAGAUGGUUAGGAAGCGCGGAAUAGCGGGUAGUGGUGAAGGGAAUGACACUCUUCCUCUGGAACAACCCUUAUGUGUAUGUAACAUGGGCUCUACGACAAAUGUGGCAGUUACACAACCAGAAAAAUCACAGAUUUCUAUUAUUGGAACUACUGGGAAUCUCAAUGUUCUUGAAGUAAUCAAAACACAUAAACCGUAUGAAGGAAUCUGUCAAAUGAACGACAGUAAAUUCGUUGUUUCUUGUAUGUCUGGUCGAAUAUCUAUCGAUAUACUUAGUCGAAAUGGGCGAGUUAUAAAAUGUAUUGAAAGAUCUCAUCUAUUUCAUUGGCCAAGAUUUUUGACUAUCGCUUCUAAUGGGAACAUAAUUGUAAGUGACAGAGACCAAAAACAUGUGAUAAGUCUGAACCAAUCUGGACAGGUAGUUUGGACUUAUUCAACCUCAGUAUCACCUUGGGGUGUAACUAGUGAUAAAAGUGGGAAAAUAUAUUUAUGCUUAGACAACAAUACUGUCCAGGUUAUUUCAGAAGAAGGGAGACUUAUUCAAGAUAAAUUUGUUAACAUAAAGGAAGGUGUGAAAACGCCUUACGCUAUCACUGCACGGGCUCGCCAAGUAGCUGUAACUGAAUAUGGUUCGAGUUUAUUUGCCGCAAACAGCCCAAAUGUACACAUAUUUACCUUCUAA